Polypterus senegalus (gray bichir) is the source of this 2139-nucleotide messenger RNA. RefSeq names its product titin-like. The record is from RefSeq and is a predicted model, not a curated record. The transcript has 7 exons. Bases 326 to 1852 code for a protein of 508 amino acids. NCBI's taxonomy places the organism in Eukaryota, Metazoa, Chordata, Cladistia, Polypteriformes, Polypteridae.
GAAUAACUCGUAAUCAGUUCACAUCAGACUACACUUGAAUAUGGUGCUGAACAAAAAUUACGAGUCUACUAUUUUUAAUAUAGUUAUAGUAAUAUAAUUACUUCAUUUUUUCAAGCCUAUUUAGUACUCUGCUGGACUGAAGCUUCAAAAAUCAAUCUUUAACCAGAAGCCGGCACUCACCUGCCUAUAAAAAGACAAGAUCUGUGAAAAAGACAAAUUUGCAAAUAUUACUUCUGAGGCAGUGAUGCCCAGAUAAACCUGCAUGAGAGAAGGCGUCUCUGACCUUAAGGAAUUGUACGGGCUGCUCUUAAUGUGACAAGCUGCUAUGAUUUCUAUCAAGAAUUGUGUGCUUCUGACUCUAAUCGCUUGUGAUGUUUUACCAGGUUCUUUUCCCUGGGCUAAAGGAGAUGAUCGAUGCCUUCCUGCUGGGACAAAUACUCACAAGGGAAAUUUCUUUCAAGAGCCCAAGGAAUUUUUUAUGGAAGACGAUGACCAGAUGAAUGUUUUCACCGGCGACUUUGUGACACUCCACAUUAGUAGAAAUCCAUUUGAAGUCAUAGAUCUUACAUGGAAGAAGGAUGGAGCGAUGGUGGCAAGGUUCAAAAAUGAUAUGAAAACUGUGUCAUCCAAAAGUAACGCACAAAUGUUAUCAAAUGGAACCUUGAGACUUGGCAGGAUUUCAGUGAAUGACCACGGAACAUACAGCGUGGAAGUAUAUGAUAAGGACGGAAGAAAUGUAAAGAAAGACUCUCGUUUCUUAGAUGUGUUUGAUAAAACUCAGCUGGCAGCCUUGGGGGCUCCUCUAGCCCUACAUCCAAAAAAUGAAAUGUCAGGAAUGGCAUCUAUAGAGUGGAAGAAGGGAGAUGUACUUCUGGGCUGGCAGAAUAUAACACAUAAUGAGAAAUGUUACAAUAGGAUGGAAAUUUUCCAGAAUGGCACUCUUUGGCUUGAAAAGACUGAAAAAGCUGAUGAAGGAAUUUACACUGUGAAUGUCUUUGAUGAGAAUGGAAGUCCGAUUUACACUGAGCUCAUCAAGGUAAUUGCCAUAGAACUGCCAUCCAUGCCCGUGCUAAACUACUCCUGCCACACGACUGGUGAAAUCAUUUUUGAAUGUUCUAUUAAUGAAGACAGCGAAGCCUCAUUUAAGUGGGUACUGGAUGGAGAAAUGCUAAAUGAAGAGAAAAAUAACACUACAAAAGUGAAUAAUACGAACAAGGGUGUGAUGCAGUGCAUUGUCAGCAAUAUAGUUGGCUCCAGUAAAAGUGAAAUCUAUUUUUCUUGUCCAGGUAAACUAUUCUUAACUCUGUGGUACAUCAUCGCCAGCAUCAUAGCGGCUGUUCUACUGAGUAUAAUUUGUCUGAGUCUCAUCUUCUGCAAGAGUACUCACAAAAAGAAACACAAUCUACCAGCACCUUCAAUGGAAUUUUUAGGAAAUUUCCAGGACCUUCAAGACCACUGUACAGUAGACGAAGAGCCCACUGCCAAUCACUCUGACCAAUACUUUGAAACUAACGAAGUGCAGGAUCUCCCAGACCCACCAGACAAGCUGAUGUUCAGCAGCACUGAAGAUGUGCAGGAGUUUCCUGAGGAGCAGGAUCUCCCUGAGGCACCCGAUUUUGAUAACUCUUUUUAUAUGGUGGAAGAGCAGGAUUUUCAAGAUCCCGAGGGAGAAAACCUCCCCGAUUACAUACCAUCAGAUGAGAGUCAACAGGAGGAACAGAAACCGAGCGAAGGCAGUGACAGUUCAGACUUCAUACAUGAACAAUGCAGCAUCGUGCGCUACACCACAAUCAAGUUUAAGACGUUUCGUUGUGAUAAAGCUGAGGAUUCUGCCAUCCAAGAAAAUGAAUGAACAAGAGUGGAGAAGGCAUGAUAAUUGCAUUCUAAUUGUAUUAUUUUAUUUGCAUUGUAUUUUUGGAUGACGUAGGCAAGAUAAUGCGCUUUUUUUAAUAUGCGCUUAAAGGGCCUGCUUGGUUCUGAAUACAGACUUUUGGAUUUAAAAUUGUACCUGCCUGCUUUGUAAAGUGCACUCAGUUCUGCCCACGUCACCAUACGUAUUUUAAACAUUGUCACUUAGUGCAUUUCAUUUAUUACCCCAAUGAUUCAAUUAAAAAAAAAAGUUAUUUGAGUUUGUUUAAA